AUGGACGAAGAAAGCAUCAACAACCAUAAUCUCAAGCAAAAGGAGCCAUUUCGUACAGGAGUAGAUAAUCAUAUGAAGCAACAUGAGCUAUUUGACUUGGAGAACGACGAGUUUUCUACUACUAGUACCCCGCAAACCGCAGAAUCAGCUUUGUUGAGCUUCCAUCGUGAACAUCCGGUAGAGGUCAAGGAGGAGUUCCAAGACGAAGGAGGCCAUUGGAACACAACAGAACAGCAACCUGCGGUACAAUAUACAGUGCCACCGAAUGAGCUCCAUGGUCGUAUUAUAACGACAAUAACAACUACCGUGAUACCUGCCUCCGAGCAAGAAAGGAAUCAUCCAUCCACUAUAACUGCAACUCCAUCGCCUGCUAGGAGGAAGUCGAAACGUCUUCAAGGAAGCAUAUCAACUCCAGCAUCAUCUGUACAAUCUUCUAGGUCUACACCUUCAUCGCCAUCUACAUCACCAGAGCCCGAGGAAGAAGACGAAGACCACACAUACCGUGAAAGUCGUAGGCAAAAGUCAGAUAGUAGUAAUACCGGCAACUUCCUCCAACCACCAUCAUCAAAUCAACCACCAUGCUUCUUCCGAUCGACCAAACAGUUAUUUGCCUUAUACUCACAAGACGGUAGUCAAACAUUCAAUAUCAAGAUACGAGGAAAAGUCGACCGCGGAUUCUUUUUAGCGGAAGGUGAUUGGACAUGCUAUCGCCGAAACUACUUCCAAAUCUCGGCUGGAUUCUUGUGUCUGGACUCGAAAGGAGCUACAGUCUUGGCACCAUGUGCUAUGCAGUCCCAACAUGCUGGAUUGGUAAAUGUAAAGUCCUUUUCCUUGAACUUGACAGCCAUGAGUGGUGAUAAAAAGGUUGCUGUGGUGCAGCAUACUGCUAAACGAGACAAGGGCCCACAAUUGAUACCGCAACCGCGAGUAGUGGCCUCUGGAGGCGAUCCAAACAUACCCAUCGCACCACCACCAACUGUAAUUUGUACUGAUGGUUUAGACGUGAAAGGUCCAAGCAGGGCCAUGAAUCCUAGUAUAUUGUCAUUUGAGCGUCUACAGUUCAAGAACGCCACAGCGAAUAAUGGUAAAAGACGGGCUCAACAGCAGUACUAUACGUUGGUGAUUGAGCUGUUUGCCAAUAUUGAAGGAAUCAGUACUCCUAAACUGAUUGCAACAUGUGAAUCAGUAGGAUGUAUAGUACGUGGCAGGUCUCCAGGCCAUUAUGGUGAUAAGACGAAUGGAAAAGAAGGAGGUCCAGUCGAUGUGCGAGAGUUGAGUCCACAGAGGCCAACUCAUCACAGUACACGUAGUCUGGCUCGUGGUAUGCCAUCAGGAAUAUCUGCACCACCGCCAUCCCCAGCACCUAGCCCCGCCCGAUACACGGCCUUCCCGCCAACUAUAUCCAACCUUCCCCGUAGGGCUACCUUGUCACAUCUAGGAGGUCCCUUUAGUCUGGCAACACCGAUAGUCCCCGGCGAUCAACGCCGUCGUAUGUCUCUAGCCGUAAUGCAACCCACAUCGCCGUAUUAUAACCCAUACUAUCAAUUCCCUGCUGUAGCAUAUCCACAAUCUGCCGCUGGUGACUUGCUGAGUAGCGCUCCACCACAAUCACCAUACAGUCACCCAUCACCAUAUAAUUAUCCAUCACCAUACAAUAACAAUAUAGGUCAGCAUCGCCCGCGAUCGUAUUCUAUUACAGAGUCGGAUAUGAGCUUUGCUAGUCAAGGAACUGGAGGAGCCUCACCCAGCUCGUACUCGGAUAAUAAUGGUGAUGAAGAUGAUACCAUGGAUCGCUUUGAUAUCGACUUGUCUGAAGAGACUCCUGCUACUACUGAUACCAAUCAUAUACAAACAUUCCAACCUAGUCAGUUUGCAGGAGUUGGUCAUGACUUGAUGAACCAGCUUCUUACGAUCGAAGAUGAGGAUGAGGACGUUGAGCUGGAGAGGCUGUUGCAAAUGGUUGCCCAAACUCAUGAUUGA
This is a messenger RNA of Synchytrium microbalum, 1980 nucleotides long. RefSeq lists its product as uncharacterized. Bases 1 to 1980 code for a protein of 659 amino acids. The record is from RefSeq and is a predicted model, not a curated record. The transcript has 3 exons. Lineage: Eukaryota; Fungi; Chytridiomycota; Chytridiomycetes; Synchytriales; Synchytriaceae. Gene Ontology annotation, biological process: positive regulation of transcription by RNA polymerase II; meiotic cell cycle. Gene Ontology annotation, molecular function: DNA binding; DNA-binding transcription factor activity. Gene Ontology annotation, cellular component: nuclear chromosome.